This is a messenger RNA of Pseudopipra pipra, 1064 nucleotides long. RefSeq names its product MIS12 kinetochore complex component (gene MIS12). Lineage: Eukaryota; Metazoa; Chordata; Aves; Passeriformes; Pipridae. The coding region runs from base 254 to 886 and encodes 210 amino acids. The transcript has a single exon. The record is from RefSeq and is a predicted model, not a curated record. Gene Ontology annotation, cellular component: MIS12/MIND type complex; nucleus; chromosome, centromeric region. Gene Ontology annotation, biological process: mitotic sister chromatid segregation; kinetochore assembly; mitotic cell cycle.
ACCAGGCGGGAAACGGCGGAGGCGGCACCGCCGGGAUCGGGAUCGGACACCGGGCACCACACGGGACACCGGGAUCGGACACCGGGCACCACACGGGACACCGGGAUCGGGCACCAGGACCCUACCCCACACCGGGCACCGGCGAUCGGGCACAGCCUCGGGCUCCACACCGCGCUCGGUCCGCGGCCCCCGAGAGGCGGGGGUGGGCCCCGCUGCCCCGGUAGCGCCCUGCGGUUCCCGGCUCCCCUCAGCCAUGUCGGUGGAUCCCAUGGCCUACGAGGCGCAAUUCUUCGGGUUCACCCCCCAGACGUGCAUGCUGCGCCUCUACAUCGCCUUCCAGGACUACCUGUUCGAGAUGAUGCUGGUGGUGGAGGGCGUGAUCCUCAAGAAGCUGGACGCGAUCCCCGGCUGCCAGAUCAGCCCUUCGCAGAUCCGGAAAUGCACCGAGAAGUUCCUGCUCUUCAUGAAGGACCACUUCGACAAACUCUUCGGCAGGAUGGAAAAGGUGCUGCUGCAGCUGGUGCUGAACAUCCCCAGGAACGUGCUGCUGCCCGAGGACAGGGUGCACGAGCAGUAUCCCUACGGCAAGGAGGAAUUCCAGGCGCUGCAGGAGGAGCUGCAGCAGCUGCAGCAGCAGUGCAGGGCCGAGGCGGCCGCGGGGGAGGCUCUGAGGGCCGAGCUGGAGGAGCAGAAGGCUGUCACGGCAGAGCUGGAGAAGAUCUUGCAGUGCUUUGAUGGGCUUGAGAACAUCUGCAGGGAGCACGGGGUCGGCAACUUCAAGGAGAGCCUGGCCUUCCUGACACAGAACUCUAAGAAGCUGCAGGAUGCGCUGAAAGACGUCAAGGAGAAGAGCAAAAACAUGGAGCAGCAUGAGCAGUUAUUGUAAUGGAAACGCUGGAAAGGCAGCAGAAGUCGUUUAGAGAGCUUGCUUAAAUGGUAGAGGCUUGUCUGUCCCUCACUCCUCUCAUCCUGCCGGGAUCUGGACUAAAAGUUGAACUCCCUAGGGAAGAAAUCCUGUAAAAUGUAACUCAGACUGAUGAUCUGGAAUAAAUUUUGGGUUGGAU